Molecule: messenger RNA, 5436 nt
Organism: Spirodela intermedia
Lineage: Eukaryota; Viridiplantae; Streptophyta; Magnoliopsida; Alismatales; Araceae
Source: the annotation of a GenBank genome assembly
AUGUCGAAUGGGAGCCGAACGUAUACUGUGGAUGAGGUGCUCAUGUCUUCUGGGUUUGGCAAAUUCCACGUCCUGGUGCUCGCAUACGCCGGCAUGGGCUGGGUUUCCGAAGCAAUGGAGAUGAUGCUGCUAUCUUUUGUUGGCCCAUCUGUUCGGUCGGAGUGGCGACUAUCCUCACAUGAGGAGAGCCUGAUCACAAGCGUCGUAUUCGUCGGUAUGCUGGGUGGAGCAUACACAUGGGGCGUUAUUUCAGACAUUCACGGUCGAAGGAAAGUUUCAACCCUUUCUCAAAAAAUCCGUAAAAUUUUAUUUGUAUCUUUCUUUAGACCUGGAGGAACUGUGUUAUUUGUGCUUCGCAAGAGCAGCCGACUGUGGUUUUUUAUUUUUUUCUGCUCAACCGUAACUAAAAUGAUACCUACGUACCCUAGCAUUUUUUUUUCCUUUAAUGAUACCAAGAGGUUACUGAAAAGCUUUGCUCAUAUGACUUUGUGCUUGACAUGACGUUUACUCGCGGACAUCAGUGGGUUGGCUUCAAUUCACAGCCAAUGCAAUCAGAAUCUCUUCGUUAUCGUUUCUCUGAAUUUAACAUCUUUUGCUGCAAUCGGGAAGGGUGUGCAGAUUGUAAUCAAGCCUCAAAAACUUGCCCAACACAGCAUUUAAGCAAACCGAAUGCAUGAAAAUUGCAUCAGAGAAAAAUUCCUUCACCAGCUGAACGCAAGGAAAAUGCAAUCGGCAAAAGUUAUCUUACCAGACAGGAUCAAAAAUGCAAUCGGCAGAUAGGCCUGGCUAUCCAUAGUUAUCGAUCAGUAUUUAUGAAGUCCGAUGACACUUUGUCCAAAGACCCAUGGUCUGACAUCUUGUAACUUUGCCCAACUGGUCUAUAAAUCUUCUGUCUAUUAAUAGUCUUUAUUUUGCAUGGCAAUGCGACCAAAUGAUUCCAUUGAUCAGCUUACAUUGUGCAGUUGAUCAUAUCCCAUUCACAGUUUUCACUUCUCAUGGUACGAAAAGAACAAAUAAAUGUCCAGGGUUCAACUUUAGAGGAGAGCAAUGACUGCACGCAUGCUUUUUUAUUGGCCUCUUCUUUUAGAUAUAACAUUAUUUUACUUCUGCCAGCUGGAGAGCGACUCAACAGCUCCUGGUCAUCCGUUCUUUUCUGGCAAACAGAAAAAUAGUGACGAAACAACCCGUUUUGAAGCAAACAGAAUACGAAAAAAAUGUACACCUUCUAAUAUACAUGGAAAAUAAUAUGAUAAAUCGGGGCAUAAUCCCAGACAAGGAUUUUCGUGUGAAGGCUUUGGGAUCAGUUUAAUCAACUGCACCAUUAGGGAGUUCUGUGAGCCCUGUAAUAUUAGCUGCAGUAGCCCAAUCGUCUUAAACUACUCAGCCUCUACUGGAACGACCUGCAACAAGUCCCCCAACUACCACUUGACGUUGUGAUAACCAUCCCUCAUCCGCUGACCUCUUCCAAUUCUGAAUCUCAGCCAUCAUGCAGUACUACUUUCUAAAAUGUAAAUGCCAAUAAUCCCCAGCAGCCACCAACAAUGAUCGCCCAGGCCUACAGCUUAUAGUCUCCACUGUCCUCCACCAGCAACUGCAAUACUGAACCUUGGCUGCAUCUAACACUGUUCAGCUGUUGUGUGCCUAAGGAGAACUGCUCUCUAUAUCGAGUGAGAUCUAGAGAACUUGAACCCGCACACAACCUCAUAUUUCCAAUUUGGGACAAGUCUCAUACCACAGAAACUUCCCACCCCAAAGUCCUGGGGUUAUAUACAUCUGAGCGACAGAAGAAUCACUCUCAAGUAUUGUGCAGAGCUGAGAACCGAGUCUUGUGAUUUGGGGCUCAUCAUAUUUUGCUCUACAUUUAUAGUCAGCGCAAUGCAACUUCUCUUGCUUUUUAUGUUUUACAUGCUCUAUUAAAUAUGGCGCAUGUGUUUGAUCUUGACAAAAAUCCAUGUGUUUGAUAAUGCAGGAAAGGGUUCCUCUUUACGGCAAUAGUCACCAGUACUGCUGGUUUUCUUAGUGCAUUCGCCCCGAAUUAUUUUUCACUCAUUGUUCUCCGCUUUUUGGUUGGUAUCGGUUUGGGAGGCGGACCAGUGCUCCUGACAUGGUUUCUAGAAUUCGUUCCUGCUCCAAGAAGAGGAUUUUGGUUGUGCAUUUUCUCAGGUUUCUGGACUUUUGGCACAAUUUUGGAAGCUUCCAUUGCUUGGGUACGUCCACCACCAAUCCAGCUUCCCAAAACUUAUUCAGUAGGCAUUAGCAUGUGUUAAAAUUCAUUUAUCUUUUUAGGGGAUACGUCAUACUUCUUUCUUGUGUCGGGUCUCGUACAUGAUCAUGAGCAGAGGGAGGGGCUUCUUUUAUUGGUGGUGAUUGCUGUGAUCAGGGGUGGGUCACGAAAGCCCCUACAUCAUUAAAUGAAUUCCAUCAUCGAAUCUGUUCCCGAAAACUGCACAGUUCCCCUAAAUAGGACGGCAAGUCGUCGUCAACGAAGGUUGAAGUCGGUUUUGCCACUUUGAUGACAAAGCACUAUUUCAUUGCCUAGUGAUGGUGGACACGUGAAUGGCCUGGGUUGGUACGUAUGUGAUGAUAUAUGUAAAAGAAUCAGAUUAUCCCACGUAAAUACGAUUGCCAGUCGCCCAAGUAUUUUUAAACAUAUGUUUAACUUCUCAUAUUUGAUGCAAGAUAUCAUGGUAUGUCCUCUCACGAGUGGACUUCCUUCUAAUAGCUCUAUCACAUGGACAAUACAAACUUUACAGGCAACAAAAGAUGGAACCCUGGUGUUUUGGUAACAUGUGAAGUAAUUUGUUUGUUCCACUCGGAAUCAAUGAGCAUUGAGUGGAGCCUUAUAUUUUAAAACACAUGUUUUCCUUCUCUUAUUCAGUGUGGGAUGUUCUGCUGGCAACUUAUAUGACGAUCCAUUGACGAAACUAAGAUCAUGGGUAUGCACACCAAUGGAAAGGACGAAGCCAUUUGUUGGCUUUAAAAAAUGAGAAUUUCCUUGUGUCCUACUUGGGCACUCUUAUAUAAGAAGUUACUCAUCUAGAUGACAGUUGAUAGUAGCCAGUUGACAAAUUCAGUUCCAAACUUGUGGACAAGGAAAUCCAGGCUAGUCAGCUUUUAUUUAAGUAUGUACCUCGUUGACUUGCACUCGGAGCUGUGUCAACUCAUGAUAUCCUUAAUGUGCAUAUCGAUAAGAAAACCAUUUCUUGGUCUGAGAGCAGGGUAGGUACAAAGGUAAUAGCACAUUAGAGAUGUAGGGAUUAGAAACUGGGGAAACUAUAUAUCAAUGAGUAGAAUGGAGAAGAAUGUGAAAAUUUACUCCCGACAUUGAUUUUGCCAAGUCUAAAACGCUAUUUAGUUCUGGAACUAUGAUUGGGUCCCAUAUUAGGUAGGAGUGAUCUUCACAGUCGUUUUUGGACUUGUAAGGCAUGACCUUCAUGGUCUCUCCUUUGGAACCCUAACCAUGCUAAACCGUCGUUGUUGCCUUGGUCAUGUCAUUGGAAACUUCUUGAAAUGAAACUUAGCAUUAUUGAUCUGUUGUUAUUACUGCAACUUUUAAAAGUGAACUGGGGUCAUCGAAUGACAUCCAGAACUAAGGAUAUCGGUGAGCAUCUCAACAAUAACUUAUAGAAAACAGGUUUAAACCUAUAUCUUAAAUUGCAAUAUGCUCAACAAGAUAAUGUCCACUCGAUCAUAUAAAUUAUGGCUGGACUAUGAUUUUCUCGUCUUCAGGACCCCGACACCCUCAUGAAGGCACUAAUAUAAGGUUUGUAGAAAGAUUGCUUGAAAUAGUCUAAAGUUAGUUCCAGGGACUGGUAUGUCAAAUACAAUGAUAAAGGAGCUAAUACUGGUCAAUGAGGAUCACAUGAUUUUCAUUUCAUAUUUGUCUCUUAACAUCACAACUGGCGUUUUCUCUAGAUUUUUCAUGAUGUGAAUGUCUGUUCAACCCGUAACCUAUAUUACAAGCUUUUUAUCUCUGUUUCUGUUGCCUUCUUCAUUUGGCUCCUGGAGGCUUUGACCAGACAAAACACUAAUCAGUGUCUGUAAACUCGUUUCCGUCGAAGUUCUAGUAUUCUAGACAUACGCAGCUGUGUGUAUCAAUGUUGAUGCAGUUCAGUGUCUAUGUAGGCUGUUAUCCCAACGUUGGGCUGGAGGUGGCUACUUGCACUUUCCGCUGUACCCUCUUUUUUCUUGCUUCUGUUCUAUGGAGUCACACCGGAGUCACCUAGGUAUCUAUGCAUGAAAGGGAGAAAUUCCGAUGCACUUCAUGUUCUGGAAAGGAUGGGUAGAAUGAACCGGACAGUAAUGCCUCUUGGCAAGCUUGUCUCACAUCAUAGAAAGGAGGGUCAUAAAAUGGAACAUGAAGACAGUGAUGCAGAAGCAAUGCCUCUUAGUAUGCUCGAUUCCUAUCCGCAGAUGGAACAGGAAGAAGAUACUCGUCGGCUGGUGGUGCCCGAGCCAGAAGAUGAAGCCCCGUCUGUUGGAAAAGCAGUAGAAUCCAAAACGGGAGGAACAAGCGCACUUGUCAUUCUCUUGUCACGAAAUAUGAUUAAAACCACCCUCCUCCUUUGGGUCGUAUUCUUUGGCAACGCAUUCCUUUACUACGGGAUCGUCUUGCUGACCACAGAAUUAAGUGGUGGAAAUAUAAAAUGCAAGUCAACGAAGGGAGGGAGCCCUGCAGGUGUUACCCUUUAUAAGGAUGUUUUCGUCGCCAGUUUUGCAGGUACGAGUGACGGCUCCACAGUUUCCUUGUGUUCUUUUUUUUUUUCUUGUUGCAUCAUUGGUGGAGAUACGCGUUUCGUCCUGAAUUCUGCGGACGAUGUAUUUGUCUUUGGACGAGGAUCAAUCGCCCUGAAGUGACCGGAAAUUUCAUUUCAGAGAUCCCUGGGAUCAUCAUAUCCGCCGUCGUAGUGGACAAAGUGGGCCGCAAGCUGUCAAUGGCGGGCAUGUUCUAUGCCAGUUGCAUAUUCAUCUGUCCACUAAUACUUGAUACGAGCCAAGGGUUUAUCACAGGGUUUCUCUUUGGUGCCCGCAUAUGCAUUGCCACAAGCUUCACCAUUAUCUACAUAUAUGCUCCCGAGGUUGGUGUUCCCUUUCUCCUCUCUCUAGCUAUUCAUUUUGUGCAAGCCUGCAUGGAUCACGGGUCAGCUGCAGGUAUCAGCCGGCAAGCGCAUUCUGACGACGUGCGUCUCUGCUUUUCUGCUCUGAACUCAGGUAUAUCCUACCUCAGUGAGGACGACCGGGCUCGGAAUUGCGAGCUCCGUGGGGAGAGUGGGCGGCAUCACAUGUCCCCUGGUGGCGGUGGGAUUAGUGGCAGACUGCCACCGGACUAUCGCCAUCCUUAUCUUCGCAUCGGUCGCGCUGCUCUCGGGAACGGCUGUGCUCAUGUUCCCCCUCGAGACCAAGGACCGAGACCUUGACGACACGGAACCUCGGUAG